AUGUGCCUCUCACACACUCUUCGUGGCAUCCAAGCCCCCAUCCUCCCGCUUCUGCCGGAACACCCAGUUCCUUCACAGCCUUCCGCUAUGCCUAACGGCAUCAUUAUGUUGGGACCUAAGGUCCCUGGCACAAGAUGCCCAACCUGUGCCCUAGAUGGCAAGGAGGUCUGGGUUAUCCCGGGCCGAUGCUGCGGCUAUUGCGGUACCCCAUGUGACUGA
Trichoderma harzianum CBS 226.95 is the source of this 219-nucleotide messenger RNA. RefSeq lists its product as hypothetical. The transcript is spliced from 2 exons. Lineage: Eukaryota; Fungi; Ascomycota; Sordariomycetes; Hypocreales; Hypocreaceae. The record is from RefSeq and is a predicted model, not a curated record. Bases 1 to 219 code for a protein of 72 amino acids.